This is a messenger RNA of Penicillium vulpinum, 1176 nucleotides long. RefSeq names its product putative extracellular cellulase CelA/allergen Asp F7-like. The transcript is spliced from 2 exons. Lineage: Eukaryota; Fungi; Ascomycota; Eurotiomycetes; Eurotiales; Aspergillaceae. The record is from RefSeq and is a predicted model, not a curated record. Bases 1 to 1176 code for a protein of 391 amino acids.
AUGAAGUAUCUUCGCCUAGCCUCCGUGGCGGCUCUUCUCAGCGCUGCUACUGUCUCCGCUGGUCCAUUGGGCACCCGUGAAGAUGACGGAUACUGUCCCAAGGGCUACACCAUGAGUGUCUACUACAAGACCAUCUAUGCAACUGCGACCCCUGUAUCAUCUACAGCUAUCGCGUCGUCUACUCCGGUUACUGUCUCGUCCUCAACUGAGCCCGCAGUGGUCGCAUCGUCUACUUCCAUUGCCGUGGAGUCUACGACUUCCGUCGUAGUUGUCCCAAUCGAGACCUCGACCACUUCGGCCGCUGCUGUCGAGACCGAAGAAGUGAAGGCUGCUCCAGUUGUGGUUAUUCCUACCACUACAUCAGCUACGACUGCCGCCGCCGUCCAAACUACUGCUGCCCCAGUCGUGAAGGCUCCCGUUGAGGAAGCCCCUGUUGAGAAGGCUCCCGUCGAGAAGGCCCCCGUCGAGAAGGCCCCCGUCCAGCAAACCACCACUAAAGCUACCGUCGAAGCUCCUAGCACUUCUACCACCUCUUCUUCCUCCUCUUCCACCAAAUCUGCCUCCACCGGUUCCUCCAACGGAAGCCCUGGCAAAGCUACUUUCUACGGUGGCAAUGUUGGCGGCGGCACUUGCUCGUUCUCCGGCUACACCCUCCCGAGCCACCUCUUCGGCACAGCUCUGUCCCUCCAGCGAUGGGAUGACGCAGCGAACUGCGGUGCCUGUGUAUCCGUCACCGGACCCAAUGGUAACUCCAUCAAGGCAAUGGUCGUCGAUCAAUGCCCCGAAUGCGAAAGCAACCACCUCGACCUCUUCCAAGAUGCCUUCGCCGAGCUCUCAGAUAUCUCCGCCGGCAUCAUCCAGACCACCUGGUCGUAUGUUUCCUGCGAUCUGGAUGGACCUCUGAAGCUCAAGAACAAGGAGGGCACAUCCGCCUACUGGUUCUCGAUGCAGGUUGUCAAUGCCAACGAGCCUGUGACUUCGUUGGAGGUUAGCACUGAUGGCGGUAACACAUGGCAGGGAACCACACGCCAGUACUAUAACUUCUUUGAGAACUCUGCUGGAUUCGGUACUAGCACUGUUGAUGUGCGUAUUACCGGUGCUAGUGGCAACACUGUUGUUGUCAAUAACGUCGGUGUUGGGUCCGGCAGUGAGGUUACUGCUAAGUCCAACCUGUAA